Aspergillus puulaauensis is the source of this 1452-nucleotide messenger RNA. Its product is annotated as putative MFS transporter. Lineage: Eukaryota; Fungi; Ascomycota; Eurotiomycetes; Eurotiales; Aspergillaceae. Gene Ontology annotation, molecular function: transmembrane transporter activity. Gene Ontology annotation, biological process: transmembrane transport. The record is from RefSeq and is a predicted model, not a curated record. The coding region runs from base 1 to 1452 and encodes 483 amino acids. The transcript is spliced from 8 exons.
AUGACGCCGUCUACUAAUCAAGAUGCCAUCCCCGGCACAUUCAUACUCGUGGACGAAAACCGUGUCCUUUCGACUCGCCAUCUUGACUCUGGGGAUAGCGACAUCGUUUUGGUUCCUGAACCUUCCAAUGAUCCAGAUGAUCCGCUGAAUUGGUCGCGGCGCCGGAAACUUUGGUCUACAAUAUGCGUCAGCGUGUAUACCCUGUUCGCUGGUAUUGCGUCCGCGAACGUCUACUCUGUCCUGGUCCAGCUUUCUGAAGAAACUGAGGUCUCUGUUCACACACUAAAUGAGGGAACAGGUUAUAUGUUCCUGCUGGCCGGCUGGGGUCUUUUGUUUUGGCAGCCAUUUGCUCUUCAAUACGGGAAGCGGAUGACGUAUAUGAUCUCGCUUCUGGGGAUGGUGGGUAAACAGGGAACUAGUAUUUGGAGCCCUUACGUGAAAAGUAAUGGUGAAUGGCUAGCUCGAAGUGUCAUUAUGGGUUUCUUUCUGGCUCCCAUCGAGGCUUUGCCAGAGGUUACCGUCACCGACGUGUACUUUACCCAUGAACGCGGACUGUACAUGAGCUUAUACGCACUCUUCCUGGCGGGGAGUAACUAUUUCGCGCCUGUUAUAUGCGGGUUUAUUGCAGAGUACCACGGGUGGGAAUGGGUAUUCUACUGGCCAGCCAUAUUCUGCGGUGCAUCUAUCGUUUUUCUCUUUUUCCUCAUGGAGGAAACAAAUUACGAACGAGAGAAACCCAACUCGCCUAAUGUUCCAGUGGAUAUGUUCACGUCGGCUGAGGACGAGACAAAGGAAAAGAAGGCUCUGCCAACUGAACCAUUGAGUCACGGUGAUCCAGAAAUCGGCGCCGUCUACAACAAGAAGACGUAUCUGCAGAAGCUCUCGAUCCUAGGACCUCGCCGGCCGAGGAACAACAUGCUUCGUCGCGCCCGGCAAACGGUCUAUUACUUGAGCUGGCCAGUUAUAUUCUAUGCAGGGUUCUCAUACGGAUCAUACCUGAUCUGGUUCAAUGUCUUGAACGGAACCGCGUCUAUAGUACUGGGAUCUGCUCCUUAUAACUUCAGCUCAUCGAUGGUUGGUCUUAGCUAUCUCGCCUGUUGCCUUGGUGUCAUUCUUGGCUCUCUAUUCACUGGCCGUUUCAGCGACUGGCUCACUGUUAAACUUGCUCGCCGCAAUGGAGGAAUAAUGGAAGCCGAACAGCGUCUCUGGCCAUUUGGUCUUUGUCUUAUCCUCGUACCAGGUUCGUUAAUCCUAUGGGGAGUAGGCGCCGCCCACGGCAUCCACUGGUUUGGCCUUCUAGUUGCCAUGUGUCUUCUCGCAAUGGCAAACACUUGCGGUGUAACUUUGAGUGUGAACUACCUUGUCGACAGCUACCGUGAGCUGAGCGGCGACGCUAUGGCGACAGUAAUCCUGGUUCGCAAUACGAUGUCCUUUGCAAUAGGUUACGGGUAA